AUGUCGGCCAUCGACUCCAAGCUUCUCAGCCAACUCGCACCCCGAGACUACGAUGGCAAGGAAGCUCAGGCCGGGCUCUGCUUCGCUGCCAUGGCCAAGCUUUACCAUACGCAGCUGGUAGCUUCGUUGAUCGCGGCCAACCUCGCAUGGAUCAUGGUAUUGAACAAGUUGACGGACGACGCCGCUCGAUGGGCUGGGCCCCACAUCAAUGAUCUCGCCGACGGCAAGGUCGUUUGGUCGAACGUGGAUGCCUUCGAGACGGCCUUCAAGGCCCACUUCUGCGCGGUCGACAACAAGAAGGCCGCACUCUCCGAACUCGUCAAGCUGUGCAAGGCAUCGCACAAGCUGGGCGCAGCCAAGGACUACACAGUGAACUUCAACGCUAUCGCGGCACGCACUCCGCUCUCCGACGAGGACAAGCGGGCGCGCUAUAUGUUUGCUACUCGGAUCGCCCGUAAUAUCAUCUUCUUUCCCCACAAACUUCUACAGGUUAUGAGCCCUGCUCUGCUCUAA
Messenger RNA from Dichomitus squalens LYAD-421 SS1, 513 nucleotides. RefSeq lists its product as uncharacterized. NCBI's taxonomy places the organism in Eukaryota, Fungi, Basidiomycota, Agaricomycetes, Polyporales, Polyporaceae. The record is from RefSeq and is a predicted model, not a curated record. The coding region runs from base 1 to 513 and encodes 170 amino acids. The transcript is spliced from 2 exons.